Colletotrichum truncatum is the source of this 1506-nucleotide messenger RNA. RefSeq lists its product as uncharacterized. Gene Ontology annotation, biological process: transmembrane transport. The record is from RefSeq and is a predicted model, not a curated record. Gene Ontology annotation, molecular function: transmembrane transporter activity. Lineage: Eukaryota; Fungi; Ascomycota; Sordariomycetes; Glomerellales; Glomerellaceae. Gene Ontology annotation, cellular component: plasma membrane.
AUGCCAUCGCAAAACUCGAAAGGCACGUCACAACAAAGCAGUUCUCCAUACGAGGACCGUCAUGUCUCUAUGGGUUCUGGAAGUAAUCUUAGCUUGGAGAAAGUCAAAGAUGACCCUUUUGUCAUUGAUUGGGAGGGACCUGAUGACGUCUUGAAUCCUCAAAAAUGGAGUUCCCGAACUAAGCUUGCUCAUGUGCUUCUUGUUAGCUCUUUCACGCUUUACUCCAACCUGGCUGCAGUCAUGUUUGCUCCUGGUGCUCAGUAUUUGGUUAAAGAAUUCGGGGUUACCAGUCCAAUGGUCUCAUCACUGACUGUCUCGAUCUAUGUCCUUGGAUACUGUGUCGGACCUUUUCUUAUUGCACCAUUGUCCGAGAUAUACGGCCGACUUGGUGUCUAUCACAUGUGUAACUUGACAUAUGAACUCUUCACUGUCGGAUGCGCUCUAAGUACCAAUACUUCGAUGUUUCUCGGCUUUCGAUUUCUUGCUGGUUGUGCCGGUGCAGCUCCAAUGGCCGUUGGAGGUGGGACAAUCGCAGAUAUGUAUAGCGCCGAUGAGCGCGGCAAGGCAAUGGCCCUCUUCAGCCUUGGUCCUCUACUAGGUCCGGUUAUUGGGCCAGUUUUGGGUGGUUUUCUCACUCAAUACAGCGGUUGGCGCUGGACGUUCUGGUUGAUCUUCAUAUUGGCUGCAGUUGUGUCCCUUAUCGGAGUAUUUGUCAUGCGCGAAACCUUCGAGCCUGUCCUAUUAGAACGAAAAGCUGCCUUCCUGCGCAAGCAAACUGGUAACGACCAACUCCGAGCUCGAACGACCAAAGACAUAACACGAUGGCAACUUCUCGGCCGUGCAGUUGUACGACCUACAAAGAUGCUACUCUUCUCGCCCAUCAUUCUACUCUUGUCUCUAUACUGCGCACUCAUGUUUGGACUUACCUAUCUUCUAUACACGACUUUCCCUUCCGUUUUUCAGACAAAGUACGGCUGGGGUCCUAGCCUUGCUGGACUUGCCUAUCUCGGAAUUGCGAUCGGCAUGAUAUUCGGUGUUGGACUUGUCGGCGCAGUAAGCGAUAAGCAGAUGAAGAAGACCAAGGCCACAGGAGCCCCUGCAAGGCCUGAAAUUCGCCUUUUAUUGUCCGUCUGGAUGUCACCGGUCGUGUCCAUUGGAUUCUUUUGGUAUGGCUGGAGUGCCAAUGCGAACACCCAUUGGAUUGUGCCUGUAUUAGGCACAUUCGUGAUUGGAUUUGGUUCUUUCAUCAUUCUUAUGCCGUCCCAAAUCUACCUCGUGGACGCUUUCGGAGCAGAAGCCUCAGCAUCGGCUUUGGCUGCAAACACAUUUAUGAGAAGCCUUUUUGGCGCAUUCCUACCUCUUGCAGGUCCAGGAUUGUAUAAGGGGCUGGGCCUAGGCUGGGGUAACAGUUUGCUGGCGUUUAUUGGAUUGGCAUUUAUCCCUGUUCCAUUUCUGUUUUACAAGUAUGGCGAGCGCCUUCGCGCAAGAUUUCCUGUGGACUACUAG